Verticillium alfalfae VaMs.102 is the source of this 816-nucleotide messenger RNA. Its product is annotated as LUC7. The record is from RefSeq and is a predicted model, not a curated record. The transcript has 2 exons. Lineage: Eukaryota; Fungi; Ascomycota; Sordariomycetes; Glomerellales; Plectosphaerellaceae. Gene Ontology annotation, molecular function: mRNA binding. The coding region runs from base 1 to 816 and encodes 271 amino acids. Gene Ontology annotation, cellular component: U2-type prespliceosome; U1 snRNP. Gene Ontology annotation, biological process: mRNA splice site recognition.
AUGGCCGCCGAACAACGGAAGCUGCUCGAGCAGCUCAUGGGCGGCUCAGCGGCGACUCGCGCCGCCCAGCUUUCCAUGACGGACCCCAAGGUUUGCCGCUCCUUCAUCGCCGGAACUUGUCCGCACGAUCUCUUCACAAACACGAAGCAAGACCUAGGCGCUUGUCCGCGGGUGCAUUCGGAGGCCCUGAAGGCCGAGUACGACGCCUUGACCGAAAAGGAGAAACAAAGAUAUGGCUUCGACUACGAUUACAUGCGCGAUCUACAAAAGUACAUCGACGACUGCAACCGGAGGAUAGAUGCGGCUCAGAGGAGGUUGGAAAAGACGCCCGACGAGAUCAGGCAAACAAACGUGCUGCUCAAGGGUAUUUCGGAGCUUAGCUCCAGCAUCAACAACGGCCUCUUGGAAGUCGAAAUCUUGGGCGAGAUGGGCGAAGUCUCUCGCGCCGUGGACGAAUACUAUCGUGUCCGUCAAGCACAACAGACGAAGCUGGACCGCGAGCGCGAGCUCAAAGAACUCUCCGACACUUCUGGGCCUUCAGGUCAUCAAAAAUUGCAGGUCUGCGACGUUUGCGGCGCCUAUCUCAGCCGUCUCGACAACGACCGUCGCCUGGCAGAUCACUUUUACGGCAAGAUGCACUUGGGAUAUGCGCAAAUGAGGAAAACAUUCGAUGCAUUUCCUAAAGAGAUGCGUGGCCGUAUGCGUGCGCCCCCAAUGGAAGACGACGGCAUGGGCUCUGGCGGUCCGAGGGGCUCACGGGGAGGCGGCGGCGGCUUUCGCGGACGAGGAAGGGGCGGAUAUCGCGGCGGCUGGUAA